AGGAGGAAUGGCGGGAGCUCCGCCAUCAUCGUCCUCCUCCUCCUCUUCCUCGUCGGCGAACCCAUCGUCAUCUUCAGGUCUUCCCCCGCCUCCGCCGCCUCCGAAGAUCCUCCUUGCAAAACCCUCGCCGGGCCCCGCGGCCGCCCAGGACUCUUCCUCCGCCGGAGCUCCUCCGCCCUCCUCCGUCCCCGGCGGCGUCUUACUUUGGUCGUCUCGCAACGCUCCUCAACCAGGAUUCCUCAAUCUCUUCUCGGAUACUUGGGAGUACCACACUGAGAGAAUCCUACCGUUUUUGACAGACAACACUGAAUUCAAUGUUGUUGGGAUUAUUGGGCCAACCGGAGUGGGCAAGUCGACUAUUUUGAAUGAGCUUUAUGGAUUUGAUGGAAGCUCUCCUGGAAUGCUUCCGCCUUUUGCAACACAGUCUGAAGAAACCAUAGCCAUGGCAAAACAUUGUACUGCUGGAGUUGAGCUGAGGGUUUCUUCUGAAAGGCUAAUCCUCCUUGAUGCUGAUUCAUUUAUAUUUGUGAAUAUUUAUGGGCAAACUCAGUUGUCAUGA
Asparagus officinalis (garden asparagus) is the source of this 559-nucleotide messenger RNA. RefSeq names its product protein smg-9-like. The coding region runs from base 8 to 559 and encodes 183 amino acids. The transcript has 4 exons. NCBI's taxonomy places the organism in Eukaryota, Viridiplantae, Streptophyta, Magnoliopsida, Asparagales, Asparagaceae. The record is from RefSeq and is a predicted model, not a curated record. Gene Ontology annotation, biological process: nuclear-transcribed mRNA catabolic process, nonsense-mediated decay.